AUGGGCAAAUACAAGAUGAGCACCUCCAAACAGGACUUGAUGGGAGAAGGCACAUCCAGUAUUUGCCGCAAGGGCGUUUGUUUGGAGACGGGGCAAGAAGUUGCCAUCAAAGUGUACAAGGCGCCCAAGGACCCUAACAAAGGAGAAGACGUGCGGCUGCAGAAAUUUCGCAGGCAAAUCAGUGUCUUGAACAUGCUCCAAGAGCCCUUUGGGCCUGUGAAAGAUGAGCGUUUGUGGCAUCCGCAACUAGCUUCAACCAAACCCUCCAAGCUCUUUAUGACGCUGCUGGACUACUCCAAAGAUGACAGUGGAACUCCUGCUCCAGAUCCCCAGGACGGUGUGAUGUAUGUGGUGACUGAGUUGGCUCAGUACAGCCUCAAAGACUAUUUGUCCCUUAGAAGAGACCAAGACAAAGGUCUUUCGCGCGGAGCUGUGAAGAAUAUCAGCAAGGCCAUCAUCCUAGUGGUGGCAGGACUUCAUGCCAAGGGGUUGGUUCAUUUGGACUUGAAACCUGAGAACCUGAUGAUGUUCAACGGCCGCUUGAAGCUGAUCGAUGUGGAUGGUUGCGUCCCUGCUGGAAGCGAAAUCUCGAUCCAGGAUUCUUCCAUCUCCUUUUCACCGUGCUACUGCGCGCCUGAAUGGGCUCGAUUUCUGAUUGAGGAGAGCGAGUCAAAGAUCACAGUGAAUCCUCACUUGGACGUGUGGAGCGUCGGCAUGACGGUCUGCGAGCUCGCAACCUUAGAUGCAGUCCUGAAACCGAUGUAUGCGAACUUUCUCCGGAACGGACAUUCGCACAAAGAGGCGGGAUUUCUCUUCAUGGAUUGGUUGGGCAGCAUUUCCAAGGCACCCUUGCCCAAGAGUAUCGAGAGGUUCGAUGAUGGCUUCCAUAAGAUGCUGGUGGGCUCCUUACUGGUCUGCGAUCACACCCACAGGAAGACUUUGGCGCAGUGCCUUUCAGACCCCUACUUGGAGUCCGACAGUCAACGGGCAUCUACCGUGGACCAGACGACUUCGGAAGCCCCUCCUUUACCUGUGAACGAGAAGGUUGACAGAACCACCCGAAAUCGGAUUGAAGACACUUCCAGCAAGGCCCCACAGUUCAAGGGCACCUUGUGGAAAUUGAACAACGAUGGCAACGCACAGGAGCCAGCGCACUGGCUGAAGCGUGAUAUGUGGGUGGCGUUCAAUGGAUCCCUCUGCUAUUUCAGCAUCAAGGAGAACAAACGUUUGGUCCUGGUAGAUGGAUCGCGGCUUACAGGAGCCAAGGUGACGAAAAUCAGCGCGGCAAGGGACAAUGCUUUCAGGUUGGACUGUGCUGCUCACGACGAGCAUGAAAAGGAUAUUAACAUUUGUUUCUCUGCUGAAUCUCCCGACGAGUAUACAAAAUGGACCGGGUUGUUGAUGCACACAGCCAACAUGGAUGGUGCAAUUCAAACAAUGAGAUUGGGCAGAGACGUGGCAGCUGACAUCAAAGAGUUCAGGUUGAGCGUCAAGAACCGCCGCAUGAAGGUUGGCGCCGACAAGAAGCAUCAGUUUGCCCCCAUCUUCCGCGCGAAGUUGUGGAAGGUGAAGGCAGAAGGUGACCGAAGGAAAGCAGAGGAUUGGUUUGAGCGGGAGAUGUGGGUUGCAAAAAAUGGCAGCCUCGUCUACUGGAGCAAAAAAGAGGACCGUGAGCUGGUUUACUACACUCAUGAAGAUAUCCAUAAGGCCACCUUCACUCUGAUUGCCAACGAGGACAGUUACAUCCCCUGGGCUUUUCAGGUCAACCUCCCUCCCAGUGGUGAGGUUCAAUUCGCCCCGGGCGAGUUUGCUGCGGAGACCGAGGCAAUGAGAGAUUGCUGGAUUGAAGAGUUCCGCAAGAUUCAAGGAUGA
Messenger RNA from Cladocopium goreaui, 1872 nucleotides. NCBI's taxonomy places the organism in Eukaryota, Dinophyceae, Suessiales, Symbiodiniaceae. The record is from the annotation of a GenBank genome assembly.